UUCCACGCAGUGCACUUCUCAUCUCGGACGCCAUGGCGCUGCUUACCACGAGUGCGCCAGUCAACUACAGCGAGCAGGAAGCUGCCUUUGUUGACUUUCUCAAAAACUACAAAUCCACCUCGGCCGAAGCUGCAGACCAGCUCGAGGGGCUCAACCUUUCCGGCAAUGACGACGACGACGAGGAUGACAUGGUCGAUGACGAACAAGACCCCGCCCACGCGGGCACCAAGUCCAAGCUGAAGUACAUGGUCCAGCUGCAGGAAGUCGCAAAUCGCAUGCGGGACGAGAUCCAGAUAGACCUCAACGAUGUCGAGGCUUACGAGAAAGCAACUUCCGACGACGAGCACAACCUGAGGUUGAUCGAGUCCAUCGAGCGCAAUGCGCAUCACUACAUUGACAUCUUUUCGCGCGCAGUCGACCAGUGUCUUCCGGCGCCCACGAGAGAACUAAACUUCAAAGACGACGUGCUCGACGUGAUCAUGACACAGCGCUCCAAGCGCAACGAGAGGAUGCAGGAGCUACAGGGCGUCGACGACAUCACCCAGGCUGCCCCAGAGUCCAUGUUUCCCCCGGCCUUGACGCGACGCUAUACCCUGAACUUCAAGCCCAGAGUCCCAUCUGGCUCCAGCAGCCAGCGCAGUAUGAAGGCCCUCGCCGUCCGGAACGUGCGCGGAGAGCACCUGGGCCACCUCAUCACAGUCCGCGGUAUUGCAACAAGGGUCUCGGAUGUCAAGCCUGCAGUACAAGUCAACGCCUACUCGUGCGACCGCUGCGGUGGCGAAGCCUUCCAGCCCGUGACAACGAAGCAGUUCACCCCACUUGUAGAGUGUCCUUCGGAAGAGUGCAAGAGCAACAAGACCAAGGGCCAGCUGUUCUUGUCUACCCGUGCUUCCAAAUUCCUGCCUUUCCAGGAAGUCAAGAUUCAAGAAAUGGCCGACCAGGUGCCCGUCGGCCAUAUUCCUCGACAGCUCACCAUCCACUGCCACGGCGCUUUGGUUCGCCAGAUUAACCCCGGAGAUGUCAUUGAUUGCACGGGUAUUUUCCUGCCAACCCCCUACACUGGGUUCAAGGCGAUCCGCGCAGGUCUUCUUACCGAUACCUACCUCGAAGCACAAUACGUCUUGCAGCACAAGAAGGCCUACGACGACAUUGUGCUUGCCCAGCCUACUCUGCGAAGAAUGAACGAGCUCGAGAGGACCGGCCAGCUAUACGAAUACCUCUCGCGAUCCAUUGCGCCUGAGAUUUUUGGCCAUGUCGAUGUCAAAAAGGCGCUUCUUCUCCAACUCAUUGGCGGUGUUACGAAAGAGGUGGGAGACGGUAUGCGCAUCCGUGGUGAUAUCAACGUCUGUCUCAUGGGUGAUCCCGGUGUGGCCAAGUCCCAGUUGCUCAAAUACAUCACCAAGGUUGCGCCUCGCGGUGUCUACACGACUGGCCGUGGUAGCAGUGGUGUUGGUCUUACGGCUGCCGUCAUGCGCGACCCGGUAACAGACGAGAUGGUUCUCGAGGGAGGUGCUCUUGUCUUGUCCGACAAUGGCAUGUGCUGCAUUGAUGAGUUUGACAAGAUGGACGACAGCGACCGAACAGCCAUCCACGAAGUCAUGGAGCAACAGACCAUCUCCAUCAGCAAGGCUGGCAUCACGACGACGCUCAACGCUCGCACGUCGAUUCUUGCAGCCGCCAACCCGCUGUACGGCCGCUACAACCCGCGCCUGUCGCCGAUUGAGAACAUCAACCUCCCAGCCGCCCUUCUGUCUCGUUUUGACGUUCUUUUCCUCAUCCUAGAUACCCCCGCCCGCGACUCUGACGAAGAGCUCGCCCGCCACGUCACGCACGUCCACAUGCACAACGCGCACCCUGAAGCGCCUGGGGGCAUCAUCUUCAGCCCUGCCGAGGUACGACAGUGGGUUGCGCGUGCUAGGUCCUACCGACCAACUGUGCCCAAGGAGGUGGCAGACUACAUGGUGGGCGCCUACGUGCGCAUGCGACAGCAACAGAAGCGUGACGACGGCAACAAGAAGGCCUUUACGCACACGUCACCGCGUACGCUCCUGGGUGUGCUCCGCCUUGCCCAAGCUUUGGCACGUCUGCGAUUUGCUGAACAGGUCAUCUCGGAAGAUGUCGACGAGGCUCUCCGUCUUGUAGAGGUCAGCAAGGCCAGUCUCUACGCCGACGAGAACCGCCGGGACGACCAUACUCCUAGCAGCAAGAUCUACCACCUCAUCAAGUCCAUGGAGGCCAGUGGUGCUGCGGCUGUGGGUGAUGGCACCAGGGGUGAGCUCGAUCUCCGCAGAGUCCGAGAAAGAGUGCUGGCCAAGGGUUUCACCGCGGACCAAUUCGAAUCGGCCAUUGACGAAUACGCCAUGCUCGAUGUCUGGCAAACUACCGGAGAGGGAACACGGCUUGUCUUCAUCGAGGCUGGCAUGGAAGACGAAGACAUGGAUGCCGACAAUGACUUCUAGAUUACGCGUAAAGGAAAACGGUGGCAGCGCAAAUGGGAGUUUCUGG
Exserohilum turcica Et28A is the source of this 2505-nucleotide messenger RNA. RefSeq lists its product as uncharacterized. The record is from RefSeq and is a predicted model, not a curated record. Gene Ontology annotation, cellular component: MCM complex; nucleus. The transcript is spliced from 5 exons. Bases 33 to 2459 code for a protein of 808 amino acids. Lineage: Eukaryota; Fungi; Ascomycota; Dothideomycetes; Pleosporales; Pleosporaceae. Gene Ontology annotation, molecular function: ATP binding; single-stranded DNA binding; single-stranded DNA helicase activity. Gene Ontology annotation, biological process: DNA replication initiation; double-strand break repair via break-induced replication; DNA strand elongation involved in DNA replication.